Molecule: messenger RNA, 6776 nt
Organism: Cricetulus griseus (Chinese hamster)
Lineage: Eukaryota; Metazoa; Chordata; Mammalia; Rodentia; Cricetidae
Source: RefSeq, a predicted model, not a curated record
CUAUUCUAUGGGAGCGCGGGCAUUCUCCCAUGACAGUAUUUUUAUCCCUGAUGGGGGAGCAGAAAAUGAGCAGACAGUUCAAGCAAUGUCACAGGACAACAUCCUGGGCAAAGUCAAAACUCUUCAGCGACAGUUGGGCAAGAAUAUCAAGUUUGGGCAGCGCCCAUCUAAUGCCAUUCCCAUGAAGAAGGCAGGCAGUGCAGACGCUAGCUCAGAUGAGGACUUCUUUGUGACCAGUCCCAUGGAAAUUGUGACUCAUCAGGAUAUUGUCCUCUUAGACACAGAGAACAAAUCCAGUGAUACGCCAAGUUACUCCAGCCCUCUGAAUCUACCUGAAGCCGGAAGUGAGAUGGAAGAGAAGGUUGCUCCCGUUAAACCCUCUCGGCCAAAAAGGCUCCUCUCUUCUACUGGCACCAUUGAAAGUGUCAACCUUGACGCCAUCCCCCUGGCCAUUGCUCGUCUGGACAACAGUGCUGCCAAGCACAAACUCUCUGUUAAGCCAAAAAACCAGAGGGUGUCAAGGAAGCACAGGUGGCUUGUGCAGGAUCGUCAGAAUGUGCCAGGCAGCUUCGAGAGUCAAUCCUCUGUGGACCAGAACGGACAGCCGGGAGAAGACAAGCACAUUUGGCAUGAAGAGGAACCAGAACCUCUGGACUCUCACGAAGAUAAAAGACUCCAGGAAGAGUAUUGGCGGGAACUUGAAGCCAAGUGCAAACGGCAAAAAGCCGAAGCAGCUGAGAAGAGGCGCCUGGAAGAGCAGAGGCGGCAGGCACUGGAGAGGAGGCUUUGGGAGGAAAGUCUCCGACAGGAGCUGCUGGAGGAGGAGGAAGGCGAGGAGGAGGACCUGCAGCUAGAGGCGGGCAAGGCACCUCCAGGGGAAGGGCGGCGGUCCGGUCUGGAGGAGCAAAGAUGUGCAGAGCGAGAGCUGGGGGAAGCCGACCACCUGGAGGUGGAAGAGCGCAGGCGUGAGCAGAAAGAGGCUGAGAGGCAGGAGGAGAAACUGAGACAGCGGGAUGCCCAGAGGCUGGAAGAGGAACUGAGGCAGCGUGAGGCCGAGAGACAGGCAGAGAAACUGAGGCAGGAAGAGGAGCUGAGGCAGCUCGAGGCUCAGAGGCAGGAAGAGGAGCUGAGGCAGCUCGAGGCUCAGAGGCAGGAAGAAGAGCUAAGGCAGCUCGAAGCCCAGAGGCAGGAAGAGGAGCUGAGGAAGCUGGAGGCCCAGAAUCAGGAGGAGAAACUGAGGCAGCUCGAAGUCCAGAGGCAGGAAGAGGAGCUGAGGAAGCUGGAGGCCCAGAAGCAGGAGGAGACACUGAGGCAGCUCGAGGCCCAGAGGCAGCAUGCUCAGGAGGAGGAGGAGGCCAGGAGGAUGAUGCUGGAGCUGAGGCAGGAGGAAGAGUUGGAAGCCGACCACAUAGAAGAGCUGAAAGGGCAGGCAAUGCAGGCGCCAGGGCCGCAGGUGGACGAAGGCCCCCAGAGUCCAGAAGGAGAGAGCCAGCCUCGGCUAUCGGACGACUCUGAUCAGCAAAGCCCACUGCAGCGGGACCUUGAGAAGCCAGAGGAACAAGAAAACCUGGAAUCCGUGGGGCAGAAAGAGAUGGCCCAGGAGCAGAAGGAAGAAGCCAAUGCGGGCAGCGAGCCAGCAGGGCAGAGGGGAGACUUGAGCAUGGAGUGUGGGGGUGUAGACGUGGAAGAGAGAGAAGCCACUCAGAUAGACAACCCCCGGCCUCAAGAGGAGCAGAUUGGCGGAACGCCGGCCUCAGAGGACAAGAACGAAGCUGUCCCUGCAGAUAAAGACCGAAAGGUGGAGGAGCUCCGGUGGCAGGAGGUGGACGAACGGCAGACCAUGCCCCGGCCCUACACGUUCCAGGUGUCCUCCGGGGGUAGGCAGAUUCUCUUCCCCAAAGUCAACCUGAGUCCGGUGACUCCCGCCAAGGACACGAGCUCGGCCCCAGUGACCCAGGAACCGCCGGUGCCUCGCGGUGCCGCCCCACACGCCCUGCCCUCUGCGCUGAGCAUCCCGCACACAGCCAUUCUGGUCACUGGAGCGCAGCUCUGCGGCCCGGCGGUCAACCUGAGCCAGAUCAAGGACACGGCGUGCAAGUCCCUCCUGGGCCUGUCAGAAGAAAAGCGGCCGGUGGACGUUCCCACAGUGGAGGUCAGGUCCAGCGGCAGCAAGGCCAGGCCUCCCCCGGAGUCGCCGAGCAAUGCCGCGGCGCUAGCCGAGUGGGCUUCCAUUCGAUCCAGGAUCCUGAAGAAUGCGGAGGGUGACCAGCGUGGCGACAGAGAGCCGGUCAGAGCCGGGGACGAGCCCGCUCCCCGAGUGCGGUGCGAUUCCCGAGGGAACCUGCGCAGGACGCCGCCAGUCAAUGCCAAGUUCUCCAUCAUGCCGGCCUGGCAGAAAUUCUCAGACGGCGGCGCGGAGACCUUCAAACAGAGCCUGGACGGUGAAAGCGUAAGGAAAAAGCUGGGCCCAGCACCGGGUGAAGAGACAACACCCCAGCCUCCGCCUGCUGCGGCUCCGGAGCUUCGGAAGAGCAUGGAGAAGCAAGAGGUGAGCCAGGAGCCACCAGACACCACUGACGGAUGCAAAUUUGCCAAAGACCUUCCAUCUUUCCUCGUGCCGGGCCUGCCUUCUCCGCAGAAAGCUGCUUCCCGCACAGGGUCCACGACCACUUUGGACAGCGAGACCACGAGUGAAAUAGGAAAGCCAGAUCCUGUGGUGCCAGGAGGUGAGGAAAAGGUCUCGCCCUUCGGUAUAAAACUGAGAAGGACCAACUACUCCUUGCGCUUCCAGUGUGACCAGCAGGCUGAACAGAAGAAGAAGAAAAGGCACAGCAGCACCGGAGACACUGUGGAUGGUGGCACCCCCGCAGCCGGAAGCGACGCUGGAGACAAAGAACCCGCAGCGGUGGCCCUCAAGCAUGGCACAUCCCUUCCCCAGGAGAAAAAGCUAGCCCCUCGGAGGGACUCUGCCGAAAGCCCUUCUAGGGGUCACUCUGUUGCUGCAGCCCAGUUAGGGCUACCACCAGCCAGCAGCCAGACCCUAGUUCCAGAGCAGGACAAGGCAGUAAGCAAAACACCACCAAUACAGAAGCCGGCCCUGGCUCCCAAGCCCACCAGCCAGACUCCACCAUCAUCCCCACUCUCCAAACUGAGCAGACCCUACUUGGUAGAGCUGCUUGCUAGGCGGCCUGGGAAGGUGGAUUCCGAGCCAAACGAGGCUUGCAAGGAGAGCCGGGAGAGCAGUGAUAACCAGCCGUCCUCACCAGCACUGCCAGAGGAGCCGAAGGGGCCAAAGAGGGAUGAGGAAGAGGUGCCUGAAAAGAAACCGGCUUCCCCACCUCUGUCAUCCAGCCAGCAAGAGAGACCUUCACUAACUUCUGAAACAGGUAGAAAAGAGAAGCCGAUGUUGCAGAGCAGGCACUCUUUAGAUGGCUCCAAAUUAACAGAGAAAGUUGAAACUGCUCAGCCACUGUGGAUAACCUUGGCACUGCAAAAGCAAAAGGGGUUUCGUGAGCAGCAGGCAACUCGAGAGGAGAGAAGGCAAGCCCGGGAGGCCAAACAAGCAGAGAAGCUCUCCAAAGAAGCUGUCAGUGUCAGCCCACAGCCUGGAAGCAGUCGAGGAAGCAGAGCUGGUUCCCUGCACAAGUCUGCCACUCCGUCAGAAGAGAAGAAGCCCGAAACUGCAGUGUCCAGGCUCCAGCGCAGAGAACAGCUGAAAAAGGCCAACACUCUUCCCACGUCCGUGACAGUGGAGAUCUCAGACUCUGGGCCUCCAGCACCACUGGUAAAAGAGGCCCCCAAGAGGUUCUCCACCCCAGAUGCUGCCCCGGUGUCCACAGAACCUGCCUGGCUGGCUUUGGCCAAAAGAAAAGCAAAGGCCUGGAGCGACUGCCCACAAAUCAUUAAGUAAACAGUGACUCUUACCCAUUUCUGUGGCCAUUUGCUGGCUUUUCUCUUGCCCUUUUUAUUUAUUUAUUUUUUAUAUGAGGUAAGGAAACCAAGCUAGGGAAAAGAAGCAUGUUUUAUAGGCUCCAAAAUAAUGUUUAGAAACUGAACUGGUGGUGUUCAUUGUAAAGAGUGUAUUUGCACAAUCCUGGGUCCUGGUGCCUUGAGCUCCCCCUAGUUCUCAAGAGACAGUUUUGUCUGAGGGACCACAUGAAGCAAAAUCUGCAAACGAGAGCUCAGGAGAGCCUGCCAUGCCCAUCCAUGGCCUUCUCAUACAUAUGCACACCCACGCACCAUUUCAGAACAUACCCUUUGCCAAUCUUUGUAAGUUUUUUUUGUUCAUUUUUGAUUCUCUACUCUUCUAUCCAAAAUAUUUACCCUACUGUGUUUGCAUAUGUAACAGUGACAGGUUCACAUGUACAUAAAACAUGGUGUCAUUCUCCUGAUGCAGUGACUGGAGAAUAAGGAAAAGCUGGCCCCCCAACUCUGUGCCUGUGUCUGGUUUUCAUGAAUUUUUCCCCACCCUAAAACCACAACAAAGCAAAUCCAUUCACACUCAUACUACACUAGAUCCAUGGUGUGCCCUGUUAUACCAGUACCCUUUUUUAAAGACACAUAGACCAUUUGGCCUCACUGGCUCUAAGGAACAUUUGCAUUUAGUCUGGUGAAGAAAAGGAGAUGCUGUGCCAGAGUUGUCUCUGAGAAUCCCCAUAUAGUAUAGUGCUGUCCAGCAGCCCAGGCUGCAUUCCCAGAUCCCGGGAGCACAGGGCUUAGAAUACAGAUUUUAGGAAAAACUCUUCAGAUGAAUUCUGGUAUAACCCAAAUGUUUUAAGAACCUUGGUGUAUGACAACUCUGGUAUAAUCUAGCUUUUCUCACCAUGAAGAAAAGGCCUGUCCACCCAAAGAUGCAAAAGUGAGACAAUAAAACCAUCACCCAAACCAGCCAUUUAUGUAUGAUAGUUUAGGUUGCUGGCAUUACAUGCCUCUGAAAUUUCCCCUUGGACUUUAGGGAAAAUGAACAAGCCAAGAUGUGUAACCUACUUCUACGAAGGACUUCUUACAGAGAAUUUUUUUCCUUUAUUGUACUUGAAUAAUUCAGAGUCGAAUGUUCCAAAGCAUUUACAAUUCAGAGCAUUCACCUUGAUACCUUUAAGAAAAGAUGCAUCUCAGAGUUUUACGUGGCCUUGUAUCAUACACAUGUGCAUACAAAAAAGGGACUUGGCAGUUUCAAAGCCACAUGUAUGUUUAUUUCUCUAGAUUUGCUUUCAUGACACUAGACAUACCAGCAAUGCCUACACACUGCUGGCACUCACUUUGUAUUUCCUGGUGUUGGCAUAUUUUCCUUUUAUAGGUGCAGAUUCUUCCUUUGCCCAGUGCAGGGGGAUUUGCAUCCCUUUUCUCCCACACCAACACAUUUUAUUGCAUCCAUCACAACUUCCUCUGUGCUUACUCAAUAUGCAAUGUGCUGUUGUUCUGUCAACCCUACAGGAUGACAGGGAUGCUGUUUACCAUAUAGAAUCCAUUUUCUCUCUAGAAACAGUGGCUCAGCUUCAUGAAGCAGCUGGCAUGUGUGGUCAAGUGGAUAGCUGUACUACUGCAAGUCAGAUUUAGUAUUAUAUAUUCUGGACCUUCAGACUGUUAAGAAUCAAUGUAACUUUUUUUGUUGUGUUAUUACUAUUGUAAUCAACUAAUAUUCCACUGCACGUUUCUCACACUGGUAUUCUUUUCUAAAUCUUAUGUGUAGACAGUUGUUAGUUCAAUGAUUUCCUCACUGGUAUAACACUUUUGAAUGGGAAUCGUCCCACUCAAAGCCCUAGAAUUACAGAAUGGGAAUCUUCCCACCCAGUGCCCUAGAAUUAUAGUGCCACAGUGAUCCUUGCAAACUGACUACUUCUUCCAUCCUCUCAGCUUUGGCCUGUACCACAGUCAUGGCAGCAAACAGGUACAGAAAUAAGAUGGCUAAGGAAGAUUAGGACUGGGCAUGGUGGCUCAUGCCUUUUACCCUAGCAUUUGGGAGACAGAGGCAGGUAGAUCUCUGUGUUCAAGGCCGGCCUGGUCAUAAUGAGUUCUAGGCCAGCCAAGGCUACACAGUGGAGACCCUGUGUCAAAACAGAGUAACAGAUAGGUUCAUACUGAUUCAAUACCCAUGAGCCCACACACAGUACAAGAAACAGCUUAGUUAAAAAUGCCCCAUCAUUACCUUUAAAAGGAGAACCUACUGAGGAAAGGGCAGUCACCAUACUUGCUGAAGAGUACACGUUUAGCAUUUCAUUUACAAGUUACCCCAAACCUGCACUAAAUACCAAUGAAGUGUUAUUCUGCUUUAGUUGCGUUGCACUUUUCUGAGCAACAAACUAUGGGGAAGUUCUGUGGAAGCAGAAAGUUCAAGACUUUUUCUUUUUAAUGAAUAACUGCUACAUUAAAUAUACAAGCUUUUUUUAAAAAUUUAAACACACUUCUUCUGACAAGGUUAUAGGUGAUUAACCUCUGUUUAUAGACUUACAUAUGGAAGUAGAGUUUUUGGUUUACUUUAAAAAUGUUUCAAGUGCAAUUGUUUCUUAUAAAACAUGGUUGAUUACCAUUAAAUUCUCAUUUUAGCUGGUUAUCUACAAAUGUAUAGUGUGUAUCCACCGUCUCUUCUUGUGAUGUUUAGUUUGCUUAUUUUAAAGCAGCAGCAUUAGCUACAAGUGUCUUGCAAUAUUUUUAUCAACAAUAAAAUUAAGUAGAUACUUAAUAAAAAUUCCUUAGUGUGAUUUUAAUAUUAUUUUGAGAUUUUGGUUGUAUACAGUUUGAAUGUAAAAAAUGUCCAUUAUUUAAGGGAAAAGACCUUU